This is a messenger RNA of Acanthamoeba castellanii str. Neff, 2343 nucleotides long. RefSeq lists its product as uncharacterized. Gene Ontology annotation, biological process: chromatin remodeling. Gene Ontology annotation, cellular component: cytoplasm. The record is from RefSeq and is a predicted model, not a curated record. The transcript has 14 exons. NCBI's taxonomy places the organism in Eukaryota, Discosea, Longamoebia, Acanthamoebidae. The annotation marks the transcript as partial.
CAUAGGCGCGUGCGCAAAAGUCUGGCGCGAUGCGCAGGCAGGCUGUUGCUCAACUGUCGGAUCACACUCGACUCCUGCGCAAACUUCUUCCUGUCUACGCUGGUCUUCCUUGCCAAGGAUGACUUCAACGAGGUCUCCACGACGGCUCAAGAGGAAAUCAAGAUGAUAAAUCAAACACAAGGGGAUCGAGUCUACGCCUACCUGAGCGACAGCAUGCACGAGGGCCUUUUGGCCGCGCUCCCACGACACAUGCGUGACGCAGACGAAAGCGCGAAACUGGCUGCCAUCCGACUGCUCUUCAACCACAUGUAUCUGCUCGAGGAUAAGCUAAGCCCGCUCCUCGCUUCAUCAUCAUUCCUCGGACGGCUGUCGAUUGCACUACUUCAGAUUUUGGGGAGUGGUGAAGCGGAGGAGGGAGUCACUAACCUCUAUCCCAAGAGAACCUUCCGCUACUUCAGGAGUGAAGCCGUAGAGAAUGUCAUGAAGAUGAUAUGUCUGUACCUCGGCCGGUACGGCGACCUGCACUCGCUCCUGGACCACUUCUUCCAGGUUGUCCAUGAUCCCAGGAACAAGCCAUUCCGCAGUCAAGCCUUCUACAUCAUCAACAACCUCCUUCUCGGCGCUGUCGGCGUCGGUGUACCCAGUGCCGGUGUGAGAAGCACCACUGGUCAUGUCGACAUCACACAAGAGGUCGAGCUCGUGUUGGAGGAGUAUUUGGACGAGUCGCUCUGGAGGUUCGUCCCGUUCAAUGAAGCCUUUGUCAACGUGCUCAACGAGAAUGCGAUCAGCAUGAGCCUGUUGCUCGAGGGUAUUGGUAACUGCGCACAGGUGAUGGGACGGAGCUUCGAUCAGCAUCUCAUGACCGUGCUUCACCCGCUCCUCGAAAAGCUUGGCGAUGCGAACGGUUUGGUGAGCCGAUCGGCCUAUGCCACCCUGCAGCGCAUUUGCCACUACUGUACGCGUGUGCUUCGCGCCAUUCUCGAAUAUGGCAUACUCAAGGCCGCGGCACCAACGGCACCAGAGCGACGGGUGCCGCUGGAGGAAGGCGAUAGUCAGAGCAUCGAUGACAUCGUGUGGCUGCUCGAUGACACCAUCCAAUCCGUUUUCAACGGCCUCGAUGAACACAACGUCGAGUACACUCUCACCUUCUGUCGAAUAUUGGAGGCCAUCGUGGGGGUGCUGGCGCGCAAGUACGAACGCGAAGGAUGGUCGACUACGCUGGUGGCCGAUGCCGACCCUCUGACGAGCCUCCUGCGAGACGAGACGAAGGAGCUCGCGCCUGAACAAAACGUCGCCCGGGAAGAAUCGGUCGAUGCACCAACCGCAAGUCAGGACAUCGAGCAAGGCGAGCAGAAGAGCGAAGCGGAGAAGAUGGCCGACAUCGCGAAGUACUUCAGCGACUAUCAUGAAAAGAAGCAGAAGGAGAAAGAACACAACCACGACGACGACGGUGAAGAAGAGGCCAACGACAACAGUAUAGAAGACGGCGCCGAGGAGGAUGAUCCACUGCGCUCCAAGAGCCGACAGAAGGAGCUGGACACGGUGGUGAGGAUGCUCGAACGCUGCCAGCACUUCGUGUCGUCGCGUCAGCGCGAGGUGCGGCUCUCCAUCCUUGAGAUCAUCACGCGCAGCAUGACCGUGCUCUCUGCCGACCGCAAGCGACUGCUGCCGGCCGUCCACCUGAUCUGGCGGCCGCUGACGACAAAGUUCGCCGAGCGCGACCGCGUGCAGGCCAUCAAAUCGUGGGAGGUGGUCACCGCCGGCAUCGCCCUCCACGCCGGCGACUUCGUGUUCCAUCGCGUCCGCGAGGACCUGUGGCCCGCCCUGCGCGAUCGCGUCAUCCCCGUCGACUACGCCGCCCUGCGGCAGGAGAUGCGCUCGCUGGGCUCCUUCUCCCCGGCCAGCUCGCUCGUGCUGCGCUCCCAGCUGGCCCUCCUCCGCACCCUCGCCGACCUGUGCCGCUACGUCUUCGCCCGUAUGCCCAGCUUCGGCUCGUCCGACAGCGGGCAGGCGCUGGCCGCGGACAUGUUUGGCGCCAUCUACGUCUAUCUGGACGACACCCUGCCCGCCGCGCUGCGCGACGAGGCCGUCGAGCUGACCAGGCGCCUGGCGCUGCUGUCGCCCCGCGUCCGUGCCCAACUGGAGCGCAUGAGCCGAGAGGUCGCCGACUUCUACACAACCAGCCUCCCCUAUCCCUACCCGCCACUUGAACAGGCCGCCACCUCUGGUGACGCCAAGGCAAAGCCAGCUGCGGGAGACGCCAUGAUCCCGCGCGUGAAGCCGCUCGACAUCAAGCAGAGUCUCAGUGCCAUCACUACCUGGCUUCGGCACCGUGGGCUCUAG